AUGUGCUACGAAUCAAGACCAGAUGGAAUUCUGGAUAAAAAACAACACACAGGCAGUGCGCUGGGCAGUCCCGCGGCUCCGUCUCCUGCUACGGCGGUGUGUGGACGGAACAGACCCAGGGGCGCCCCUCGCUCCCGCCUCCGACCCCCUCCAACCUGUGUUCCACUCGCAACCUUCGGAACCAGCCGCUCAGCUGUCCUCGGCCACCGGGACCGCCAGCACCAUAUUUUGAGCUUAACGCCGUAUUACCGAUCCACCACGAGCUCCCAGAUUCGUCAGAAUGAUUCCGCCGAGGUGGAGGCCGCCGUCAACCGCCUGGUCAACAUGCACCUGCGGGCCUCGCGCACCUACCUCUCUCUGGGCUCCUAUUUCCACCGCCACGACGCCGCUCUGGAGGGCCUGGGCCACUUUCUCCGCGAAGUGCCCGAGGGGAAGCGUGAGGGCGCCCAGCGCCUCUUGAAAAUGCAGAAACAGCGCGGCGGCCGCGCCCUCUUCCAGGACGUGCAGACGUCUCAGGAUGAGCGGGGUGAAACCCAGGACGCUGUGGAAGCCGCCAUUAUCAUGGAGCAGAACCUGAACCAGGCCCCUGCGGACCUGCACGCCCUGGGCUCUGCCCGCGCAGACCCCCGCCUCUGGGACUUCCCGGAGAGCCGCCUCCUAGAUGAGCAGGUGAAACUCAUCCAGAAGAUGCGCGAUCACCUGACCAACCUCCGCAGGCCGGCUGGUCCCCAGGCGGGGCUGGGCGAGUCCUCGUCGAAAGGCUCACCCUCCAGCACGACUAGGAGCCUCCGGAGCCCAGCGGCCUUUGAGGAGCCCCUCUGGCAGCAUUUAAAAGCUAAUGAAAAAGCAAGGAAAUACCAGGCCAAAAACCAAGAGAAAGCAGGAGUCUAUAGAAAGAAACAGAGUUUCAAAGCCCAGAAUCGCUUUUAUCCCAAGGGAUUUGCUAAUAAGGAACACUUGUGCUUCAGUUUUAGCAGCUUAAUGGGGAAAUUUGGACGCAAAACAACCCAAGAGUACUGUAUCAAAAUGGGGGAAAGUAACUUUACAGUGGAGAAACCUAGCAAGCACUACGUCAACCAGGUGAUCAAGGUCAACAUUGCCAGUGAAAUUGCAGAAAGAUAUAUUUCCUACAAAGGAGAAACAGACUGA
Molecule: messenger RNA, 1149 nt
Organism: Balaenoptera musculus (blue whale)
Lineage: Eukaryota; Metazoa; Chordata; Mammalia; Artiodactyla; Balaenopteridae
Product: ferritin-1, chloroplastic-like
Biological process (GO): iron ion transport; intracellular iron ion homeostasis
Cellular component (GO): cytoplasm
Molecular function (GO): ferric iron binding; ferrous iron binding
Source: RefSeq, a predicted model, not a curated record